Diachasma alloeum is the source of this 3944-nucleotide messenger RNA. RefSeq names its product heat shock protein 70 B2. The coding region runs from base 263 to 2152 and encodes 629 amino acids. Gene Ontology annotation, biological process: protein refolding; cellular response to unfolded protein. The transcript has 3 exons. Lineage: Eukaryota; Metazoa; Arthropoda; Insecta; Hymenoptera; Braconidae. Gene Ontology annotation, molecular function: ATP hydrolysis activity; heat shock protein binding; ATP-dependent protein folding chaperone. Gene Ontology annotation, cellular component: cytoplasm. The record is from RefSeq and is a predicted model, not a curated record.
UCAACUGCGUUGAGGCACACCUCAUCACCCGUUUUACGUAAUUCUGUUAUUACGCACAAGUGAUCGAACUGCAUCAUAGCUGGGUAAAACAGUAAAUAUUCGCUCUACUAAUUAGAGUAUUCAAGACCAUUCGUUCCUUCGCAGUUAUUAAGUGAGACUAAAAUAGUAUUUGAGAUAUUCUGAUCCAGAGGAUUUCCAUGGAAUAGUCCCACCUCCGAAUCAACUACUCCCACAACUAAAGCUCCCAAACAAUAAUCGAAAGAUGCCGGCGGUAGGAAUAGACCUGGGUACGACCUACUCCUGCGUGGGAGUGUGGCAGCACGGAAAAGUCGAGAUAAUCGCCAACGAUCAAGGAAAUAGAACGACACCAUCAUACGUGGCCUUCACCGACACAGAGAGAUUGAUCGGCGAUUCUGCCAAGAAUCAAGUUGCCAUGAAUCCCACCAACACAGUGUUCGAUGCCAAACGACUCAUCGGUCGUCGUUACGAUGACGCAAAGGUGCAGCAGGACCUGAAGCACUGGCCAUUUGCAGUGAUAAACGAGGGGGGAAAGCCGAAGAUCCAGGUGGAAUUCAAAGGCGAGAGGAAAGUCUUCGCCCCCGAGGAGAUAAGUUCGAUGAUCCUGAUCAAGAUGAGGGAGACGGCUGAGGCAUUUCUCGGAUCCAAAGUCCGAGACGCCGUGAUAACAGUUCCAGCGUAUUUUAAUGAUUCCCAGCGUCAGGCGACGAAGGACGCGGGGGCCAUCGCAGGACUCAAUGUCCUACGGAUCAUAAACGAACCGACCGCAGCGGCUCUAGCUUACGGUCUCGAUAAGAACCUGAAGGGCGAGAAGAACAUUCUGAUCUUCGACCUGGGGGGCGGCACGUUCGACGUGUCGAUUCUCUCAAUCGACGAGGGAUCGUUGUUCGAAGUGAAAGCAACAGCCGGUGACACCCACCUCGGGGGAGAGGACUUCGACUCGAGACUGGUCCGUCAUUUCGCGCAGGAAUUCGAUCGGAAGUACAAGAAGGACCUGACGAAGAACCCCAGAGCCUUGAGGAGACUCAGGACCGCUGCGGAACGCGCGAAACGAACCCUCUCCUCGAGCACCGAGGCCUCGCUGGAGAUCGACGCGCUCUACGAGGGCAUCGACUUCUACACGAAGAUCUCGAGAGCGCGCUUCGAGGAGCUCUGUUCCGAUCUUUUUCGAGCGACGCUGGAGCCCGUGGAGAAGGCCCUGAACGACGCCAAGAUGGACAAGAAGACCGUCAACGAUAUCGUCCUGGUGGGGGGCUCCACCAGGAUCCCGAAGAUCCAGUCGCUGCUGCAGGGGUUUUUCAACGGAAAACAACUGAAUUUGUCGAUCAAUCCGGAUGAGGCGGUUGCGUACGGAGCUGCUGUCCAGGCGGCGAUUUUGACUGGGGCUGGCAACACCAGUUCUGCUCUUCAGGAUGUUCUUCUGGUCGACGUGGCCCCGCUGUCUCUCGGGAUUGAGACGGCCGGGGGCGUGAUGACGACUCUGAUCGAGCGAAACGCGAGGAUUCCGUGUAAACAGAUGCAGGUCUUCACGACUUAUUCUGAUAAUCAGCCUGGGGUCGCGGUUCAAGUGUUCGAGGGGGAGAGGGCCAUGACGAAGGACAAUAAUCUACUGGGGACCUUCGAGUUGUCUGGGAUUGCGCCCGCCCCCAGAGGAGUCCCCAAGAUCGAAGUGACUUUUGAUCUCGAUGCCAAUGGAAUUCUCCACGUGACGGCCAAAGACACCGGGAGUGGGCGGUCGAGGGAUGUCACUAUCAGGAAUGACAAGGGCCGACUCAGUCGCGCGGAGAUUGACAAGAUGCUGAGGGACGCUGAGAGGUACAGGGAGGAGGACCAGAGGCAGAGGGAACGCGUGGCUACCAAGAAUAAACUUGAGGCUUAUGUUUACUCGGUGAAGCAGGCGGUGGAGGACAGCGGGGGGAGGCUCUCUGAUAGCGACAGGCGGAAGGUUUUGGAGAUGUGCGAGGAUACGGUCAAGUGGCUGGAGGGGAACUCUCUCGCGGAGAGGGAGGAGUGCCAGCACAAGCUGGAGACGCUGCAGGCGCAGUGCUCGCCGAUCAUGGUGAAACUGCAUCGAGCGGCGGAGGGCUCUGGGGGACGCGGGAGUGAUGGGCCUACUAUUGAAGAAGUUGACUGAAGGGAGGGGACGAUUCGAGGAUGUGGUACACAAAAAAAAAUAUUUCGGAGGAUAUUUGCGGGAGACUUUUUGGAAUUUUUGGGAGGUUUUAGAUGCACGGAAAUUUUAAGGAAUUUCGUUGGUCAAAAUUCAAAAUUUUAUGGGAAAUCAAUGAGGACUGGUAAUUUUAGUUUCAUUUUUCGCUGACGAUGAAUAGAAAUCAGGAAAAUUCUAGGAGAUAUAUUUUUAAUUUUUCAAUUGUCUGACAAUUCAGCGUAAUUUGGCAUUGACUGUUCAUCUUCAUUGACUGUUCGGAACUUCAGCAAAUUUUCAGUGAAAUCAGAAAUUUCAUGAUUUUUCCGGCCUAAUUACAUUCAAUGCCACCCUCCUGAAAAUUUUAUUGGUUGACUGUCCAUGAAAUUUCAAUUUUUGAAACUUUGUUCUUAAUUUUUAUUUUUUUGGACUUAGUAUUGAAGUUAAUUGAAGAAAUGGGGAGAUCUGAGGCGGUGGUACGCUGUUGAAAAAAUUUGGACGAUAUUUUCGGGAGACUUUUGGGAAUUCUUUGGCAGGUUUUACAUGCACGGGAAUUUCGAGGAAUUUCGCCGAUCAAAAUUCAAAAUUUCAUGGGGAAAUCAAGAGAAACUCUUAAUUUUAGUUUAAUUAUUUGCUGACAAUUAGUAGAAAUCAGAAGAAUUCUAAUAAAUAUAUUUUAGAUUUUUCAAUUGAUUGACAAUGCAGCGUAAUUUGGCAUUGAAUAUUCAUGUUCAUUGACUAUUCGGAAUGUCAGUGAAUGUUCAGUAAAAUCGGAAAUUUCGUGAUUUUUCCGAAUAAUUUUAAUGAAUUUAAUGAUUCAAUGACUUUAAUGAAUAAUAUUCCACCGAUCCCUCAGAAAAUAAAUAUUCAAAUCGAUUCGAUCAUAAAUCAAAAAAUUGUUUCAGUGCCCUCUUGACCGAGUUCUAAGAUGGUGAAUAUAGCAUUCAUUCUUGAAUGACAGCCUGGAAAUAGCGGUUUUUUACGUCAGACCCUUGUUUAUGCAGCCCACGAUGAUUCAUAGAUUAUGUUAAUCGUCGCCAUCACAAAUCAUGUCCACUCGGAAGCACUUUGAUAAUUUAUUAACAAAAAUAACUAUGCUGAAGCGAAAAAAAGGCAAUUAGCCACUCGUUUUCUUGGACUUUUUAAUGGAAGACGUGAAAAAUAAGUGGGUGAUUGCUUAUGUUUCGUUUCACAACAGCUAGUUUUGCUCGUAAAUUAUCGAUAUUUUUGCGGGAAUUUUUCGUGAGGAUAUCGACUAGAAUAAUCUCUGAAUCAUUAGGAAUAACCGCAUAUGCGCAAGGGUCUAACGUAAGAAAUGCUAUUUCCAUCAUAAUUGAACUGGAUCAAUAGAACAGAUGACAUUUUUUUUCUAAUCACGAUUAAAUGAAUUUAAACAAAUUUUUUUUUUCUGGGGAACGGUCGAUCGUCGAAGAAUGAAUUUUCGGAAAAAUAUGAAUGUCUCGGAAAGUAUAUCACAGAUCAAGUUCCAAUUGAUUUCGAUGGAUAACACUAAUUAAAGACGACAUCCGGAAGAAAAAACAGGAUUUUAUACAUUAGUCAUGGGUAAAUUUAAGAUGACUUAUCAUAUUUCACUACUUCGAUAGUGAUAAUAUAGCUUUGGCUUUCUAAGAAUACAGUAUUUAGUUUCAAUUUGACUGCUUCAAUUCUACUGCUUCUGCUGUUACAAAAUGUGAUUCACUAAGCUAGGUUUGACUGAUGUUUUAUAUUGUUACUUAAUGGAUGAUAAUAAAUCAUGUUUUUAAUAUGAUCAGCAUAAAAA